Hevea brasiliensis (rubber tree) is the source of this 1842-nucleotide messenger RNA. RefSeq lists its product as uncharacterized. The transcript is spliced from 5 exons. NCBI's taxonomy places the organism in Eukaryota, Viridiplantae, Streptophyta, Magnoliopsida, Malpighiales, Euphorbiaceae. The coding region runs from base 1278 to 1712 and encodes 144 amino acids. The record is from RefSeq and is a predicted model, not a curated record.
UCUCCUGCUGGCGGUUAAACAUUUCUACCUACGCGACAAAACUCUGCAGUAAAGCACUCUAUCAUCGUGCUGGUUAGGGUCUCUUUUUAGUUCUCUUGAUUUUCAUUCUUCAAUUUUCUCGCAAUUGCCCGUCAUCGUUUGGGUGUUUUGAAGGUAUUCUUUCUGGGUUCUAGGAUUUGGAAUUAUUGAAGAAUUCGCCGUGUACUAGAGACACUAUUUUUGUUUUGAUUAGUGGUAUUUUUUUAUUUAUUGAAUUUUUUUUUCUUUAUGAAGUCCAAAUUAGCUGUGUUUUACUGUAUAAUGGUGUGGCAGAUUAUGGAAGUUGCCUAUUCGGGUCAUACAAGAAAAAGUUUCCUUCUUUUUUUUUUUUUUCUCUCUCUCUAUAUGGCUUCAAGGUAAUAUGGACAUCGAUGAUUCCCGAUUUAUGAAGGUUUCUACUCAAUAUUUUCUGUGUAUGUUGUGCUUUAUUCUCCUGAUUUCGUUGGUACAUUGUAGAGUUUGCGCUACCAUUUGCAGAUGAUUGUGCGAAAAUUUGAGUUCUAAUUCUGGUGUUUUAGAGUUUAGAUUUCAAGCUUGCUUGAUGUUCAUAUUACUUGAACUCGAGAACUUACUGUUCUUACCACUGAGCUAAAAGCCCAUUGGUGUGUAAGCAUUUUUUUUUUUUAUUGUAUGUGUUGUAUUAUGAUUCAUUUGUGUUAGUUUUGUAGCUUUUCUGUGAUUACAAAAGCUAAUGCGAUUAAUAUGUUGAACAAUUGUGUUUUGGGAAUAUUUGCCCUUUUUCAGGGGUUGUACUUGUCUGAAAAUGCAAGGAGGGAGAAGCAAUAGGGAUCCAUUCUCUGAUUUUGGUGAUCCCUUUGGUGCUUUUGGGGGUCACAGGAGUUUGUUGUCCAGUUUUUUUGGUGGAAGGGACCCAUUUGAUGAUCCUUUCUUUACACGUCCUUUAGGGGAUUGUUUGAGUCGAGUUUUUUUGGUUCUAAUAGGGGUCCAUUUGCUAGCAUGUUUCCAUCUGCAUUUCUUGAGCACCAAGCUCCAAAGACUAAAUUGUCCGGGGGGCCAAUUAUCGAAGAGCUAAACUCUGAUGAUGAAAAAGAUGAAGCUGAUAAAGACAAGAAAGAGAAUCCAAGAAAACAUGGUAGAAGCAAGGAGCCAUAUGUUAUCCAGAUGAUGAUGCUAAAGAGAGGGAGAAUAAGCAUUGGCAGUAUAUAAAUGGCCAUAAUAGAUUCCAUGACAUAGAGCAGCAGCCCCAAACUCAUAGCUUUACUUUUCAGAGUUCUACCAUGACGUAUGGUGGCCCCAAUGGAUCUUACUAUACUUCAUUGAAGAGUACAAGAACUGGGAGUGAUGGAGGUCAUACCCUUACAAGGAAGCUUAAUUCAGAUGGUAAGGUGGAUACCAUGCAGACCUUGCAUAAUCUUCAAGAAGAUGAACUUGCUGUUUUCGAAGAAGCUUGGAAGGGAAAUGCCAGACGUUGUCUUCCUGGUUGGAGUGGGAGUUUCAGUGGCCUUGAUAAUAUGGGGGCUAGUAGUGGUGGACAGAAUGCACAGGGAAGCAGGGGAGAUUGGGCACUUCCAUCCACUGAGCAUUGGAACGGGGCAGUAGCAGAUGCUAGAGACAGGGCAGGGUCUUCUCGGAUGCAGCACUCAGGAAGGAUGAAAAGUUCUUCAGACAUCAAAGGCAAGAGUGGAUAUGCUGGAGGGAGAACAAGAGAUUAAAAUUGGGAAGCAUUAAUGAGAUGGUUAAAUUGCACUAACCAUCCCUGAAAUUUAGGAGUUUUUUCAUUUUUGUUCAUCAACUUCAAUUUAUUAAAAUAAAAUCAUUGAACUUUAAUUUUAUUUCAAAAAA